Molecule: messenger RNA, 1254 nt
Organism: Boeremia exigua
Lineage: Eukaryota; Fungi; Ascomycota; Dothideomycetes; Pleosporales; Didymellaceae
Product: oxidoreductase-like protein
Exons: 3
Coding region: 130-1206 (358 amino acids)
Biological process (GO): 'de novo' pyrimidine nucleobase biosynthetic process
Molecular function (GO): nitronate monooxygenase activity; oxidoreductase activity, acting on the CH-CH group of donors
Source: RefSeq, a predicted model, not a curated record
CGAGAGUCGACAUACUCCUCACCCCAUAAGUUCCCGCCCUUCUCCUCCUUCCCCAGUCCCCUUCCAGCUGUUUCCCUACAACAGACCCUGAACUUUUUGAUACCCACAAUCAACGCCAGUUCAGUCAACAUGUCUUCUCCACAGCAACUCCGCACAAAGCUCACUGAUCUGCUUAAGAUCCAGCAUCCCGUCAUUCUGGCUGGCAUGAACGUGGCUGCUGGUCCUAAGCUCGCGGCUGCUGUGACCAACGCUGGUGGUCUUGGUGUCAUCGGCGGUGUCGGCUACACACCUGACAUGCUGCGAGAGCAGAUUGCCGAGCUCAAGGGCUACCUGACAGACAAGAACGCACCGUUCGGUAUCGAUCUUCUGCUUCCUCAGGUCGGUGGUAGCGCACGCAAGACCAACUACGAUUACACAAAGGGCAAGCUGAACGAGCUUGUCGACAUUGUCAUCGACUCUGGUGCCAAGCUCUUCGUUUCCGCCGUCGGCGUUCCCCCUAAGGCCGUAGUCGAGAAGCUGCACAAGCACGGUAUCCUGUACAUGAACAUGAUCGGACACCCCAAGCACAUCAAGAAGUGCCUCGAUCUCGGCGUCGAUAUCAUCUGCGCUCAGGGUGGCGAGGGAGGUGGACACACUGGUGACACACCUACAUCUGUCUUCAUCCCCGCCGCAGUCAAGAUUGUUGAGGGCCACAAGUCACCUCUCACUGGCGAGCAGGUGCAGAUCGUCGCUGCCGGCGGUAUCUACAAUGGUCAGUCCGUCGCUGCCAUGCUUAACUUCGGUGCCACUGGUGUUUGGGUUGGUACCCGCUUCAUCCUCUCUGAUGAGGCUGGUGCCCCCAAGGCCCACCAGGAGGCCGUGCGCACAGCUGGCUUCGACGACAACAUCCGCACAAUCAUCUUCACAGGGCGACCCCUUCGUGUUCGCAAGAACCCAUACAUCGAGAACUGGGAGGACAACAGGGCGGCUGAGAUCAAGGAGUUGACCAGCAAGGGCAUCUUGCCUGUCGAGUACGACCUCGAGAAGCUAGGUGAUGACCUUGAUGACGAGACAAUGGACAAUGCACGACCAUUCCUGAUGGGCAAGGUCGCUGCUGUCGUCGAGGAGAAGAAGAACGCACGGGAAAUUGUCGAUGAGCUCGUUGGGGAUGCUGUCAAGUGGCUGCAGACCACCAACGGGUACAUUGUUUCAAAGUCGAAGUUGUAAAUUAUAUACUUGUGUGUGGGUUCAAGAAUACAUUAGCUUAUUCAACCA